Molecule: messenger RNA, 1263 nt
Organism: Electrophorus electricus (electric eel)
Lineage: Eukaryota; Metazoa; Chordata; Actinopteri; Gymnotiformes; Gymnotidae
Product: leukotriene B4 receptor 1-like
Biological process (GO): positive regulation of cytosolic calcium ion concentration; G protein-coupled receptor signaling pathway; cell chemotaxis
Cellular component (GO): membrane; external side of plasma membrane
Molecular function (GO): C-C chemokine receptor activity; C-C chemokine binding
Source: RefSeq, a predicted model, not a curated record
CCAUGCAACACGUCAACUCUUCCAACAGCUCUGUGAGCACCCACAGCUUGCCUGAAAACCUGGUCGCCAGUGGUGUACUGGGAAUGUGCUUUGCGCUCGGUGUACCAGGUAAUAUAGCAGUGUUGGUGCUUCUUCCUGGGUGGCUGAAGGGAGGUACUUUUACCCCAAGGCUGAUGAGAAGUCUGGCUGUGUCGGACCUAAUGACUCUGCUUCCCCUACCAGUCUGGAUCUGGGCCCUCCUGAAUGGCUGGGUCUUUGGCUUGUUUCUGUGUAAGUUUCUCUCCUAUGUGGUCUACUGGAACAUAUACUGUAGUGUGCUGUGUGUGACUUCACUGAGCAUGCAGAGAUACAUGCAGGUGUUGCACACUCAGACGUGGGCUAAGCUCAGACAGCGGGGACAGCAUAGACUAGUGACUGGGAUAUGGUGCCUGAGUGCUAUUUUGGCUUCCUAUACUCUCAUUCAGCGCAGUGUAAAGUCCGAGGAAGAUGGAAAGCUGCACUGCACACAGCAUUAUUCCAGUGACAUAGAGAGGGUGACUACUUUGCUCUUGGAGACUUUAGUUCUGUUUGGGCUCCCCUUCCCUCUACUGGUUUACUUCUAUUGCCGUCUUCACCAGGGAGUUAAACACUCAACUUUCUUUAACAGUCACAGGAUGACAAAUUUGGUGGCCAGAAUCGUGGUGACUUUUUUCAUUCUUUGGAUCCCAACUCAUAUUAGCAACAUUGUGCUUGCUGCUGCAGUGUUGCUCGGGCAUGAUGGGUUGUUAUGGUUUGGAAAAGCUGUCAGAAAUAUUGCUGGAGCUCUGACGUUCAUCAGCAGCUGCGUGAACCCUCUUCUGUAUGCCUUCUCUGCUCAGGUUCUCUGGCAGCACACACCUGGGUCAGAAAGUGUUUAGUGCCUCUGUGAUGUGGAAGUACGAUAGUGUGUGAGCUUUCUAUGGCAGCCAUAAAUGAUGGCACAAAAAAGGGUUCCUUAAGGAUCCAUUUUAAAAUGUAAUAUUACAUGUAAUUUAUAUCUAUGCAUGUGGCAUUAUUUCCCUUUUUGCUAAAGUUGCAUGUUUGAAAGUUAGUUUUCAUUUAUUUUGGCCAGUUCUUUGUGUGUAACCCAGCUUUCUGUGCAAAUAAAAUGUUCAUUUUCUUCUGUUUUUAAUCCUUUGGUCAGUUUAGCUGGCAAUUAUUACUACUGAUUUUAUCAUUGCAAAUUCAUAAGGAUAACAAGGUUAAAGAAGUGGUGCUUUUGGUGGAAAGUUUUUCUUAUUUUGA